Babesia sp. Xinjiang is the source of this 1770-nucleotide messenger RNA. Its product is annotated as 26S proteasome non-ATPase regulatory subunit 11. Gene Ontology annotation, molecular function: protein binding; structural molecule activity. The record is from RefSeq and is a predicted model, not a curated record. Gene Ontology annotation, cellular component: proteasome regulatory particle, lid subcomplex. NCBI's taxonomy places the organism in Eukaryota, Apicomplexa, Aconoidasida, Piroplasmida, Babesiidae. The transcript has a single exon. The coding region runs from base 1 to 1770 and encodes 589 amino acids. Gene Ontology annotation, biological process: ubiquitin-dependent protein catabolic process.
AUGGCGGAUGUCGAUGAGAUAACGUCGCGUUUCGUCGCGUUGAACGAACAACGCGAGGCCAUCGACGCUGAACGUGCUCCAAAAUGUUUACCAGGAGCACGUAUAGGUUGUUGUACAUAUCCAGAGGAGUUAUUAAGGGGCUAUAUGGCACUUAAUGAAUAUAUUCUUGGCACACAUCAAGGACAUAUCGAAGAUGGAGCUACUAGCAAUAGCCAUCUACAUGUACUAACGGACGAACGUGUUAUUUAUAUAUGUGAAAAUGUUCUAUACGUGAUUGUCUAUCAUCUCAUUGAAACCGGACAGACCGAUGCGAUGUUAGGUGCGUUGGUUCGAAAUGAGCCGUUCUUUGCUAUUUUACCACAAGCAAAGACAGCUAAGAUGGUACGUAAUGUACUUGAGCGUUUAUCGCAGGUGGUCAAGGAUCUUGAUGUACUAUAUAAGGUAUUUGCUAUAUACCGUGGUUGGUGCGUAAGAUUGAAACGUACCUUCCUUGGUCUAAGGCUAGACCUCAAGAUAGCAGUUCUGCUACUCCUGCGACGUAAUUACAGUGCAGCAAUAGCUGCACUUGAUAAACUUCAACAGGAAGUCAAGAGCCUGGAAGAUAAACCUUUGCUGUUGGAUACCCAUCUAGUACAGGCAAAGGCAUACAUACUCGUACGCAACCUCGUGCGUACGAAAAUCGCACUAAGCAACGCUAAAAAUGUUGCUACCAAUAUAAACACACCGACAUAUGUCACCGCAGAGAUCGAUCUCCUUAGUGGACUUCUUUAUCUCUGUGAAUCGGAUUACAGAACUGCCUACACAUAUUUCUUUGAGGCAUAUGAGGGUUUCCAUAUGGCAGUGGGAGGUACACACAGUGUCUUGUUUCCCAACCUCGCAAGGAAUAAGAGUAAAUCGAAGAUGCUUGAACUACUACAGCUGGAUACUCAGGAGCCUACCCUAGUCUCCAAUGCAGCGGUGCCAUUGAUUGUUGGAGAUCCUGAGAGAUAUAGCUGUCAUGCCACCAUUUCGGACAUCUCAGCAGUAUUCUUUACAUUCUACAACCUCUCGGAGUACAAGAGCCAAUCAUCUAUCUCACACACUGUUGAUUUUUGUGGGCAACACUAUAUGCAGUUCUCUUCGAUGUUGGAGCCCAACCUUCCAGACCACGGGAUCGGCCCUAUGGAGAAGUCACCCUUUGAAGACGGUAACGAUCCAAUAGAUGUCAACACUUUGGCCCGGGACGAUGAGCGUAAGCUCGUACAGGCGCUGAAGUACCUACUCUUGGCAGUGGUCAUCACGGGACGCAACGAUGAGCUGAUCCCGAUAUUAUCUGCCAAAAACAAACAAAGGUUCACAAACCAUCUGGAGAUACAAAUGAUACAACGAAUCAGUGAGUGCUACAAGAAGAGUUCGCUUGUAGAAUUCGAAAAACUGCUAGAGGAGUACCGUCAGGUAAUCCUGAUGGACCCAAUUUUGCAGCAAGAGAUCCACAAGCUGUAUGACGCGCUUCUGGAGCGCAAUAUUAGCCACAUAUUGAAGCCUUACAGUGUUGUGGAGAUCUCUUUCGUUGCUACGAAGUUAUCUUUACCUCAGGCAAAGGUAGAGAAGAAGUUGGCAGAGAUGAUCCUGGACGGGAAGUUGCGGGGGACCAUUGACCAAGGUAAUGCGCAUUUAGAGAUUUACGAUGAGGAGGACCAUGAAACGUACUACGAGGACAUAAACACGACCAUUAGACAGAUGACGACUGUAGUAGAUACUUUAUAUGAAAAGGCACAGCGCGCCAUGUGA